CUGGAAACAACUCAGACGCGUUCCAUUUGAAUAUAAAUAUAGUAGCUUUGCCUAUUCUACAGCUUAUCACUGAACCCGGUUAACUUUACGGUGUCACUGCCAGCGGCUCCUUACCGCAGCCAUGGGGUCAAGGAUCUAUGUCGGAAACUUGCCGGCUGACAUUGCUGAGCGGGACGUGCGUGAUGAAUUUGAACGGUUUGGCCGUGUGAGGACCAUCUGGGUAGCUCGGAAACCACCAGGUUUCGCUUUCCUUGAAAUGGAGGAUGACCGGGACGCUUCUGACGCUGUUCGCAAGCUGGACGGGUUCCAAGGAUGGCGAGUUGAGUUCAGCCGCCGUGCUGACCGUGGCCCUCCCCCUCGCGGCGGCAUGGGUGGCCCCAUGGGACGUGAGCUUCGCUGCUACGAGUGCGGCGAGGUCGGCCACAUUGCGCGCGAUUGCCGGAGCAUGCGCGGCGGUGGUGGCGGUGGUGGCAUGGGCCCCCGUGGCGGCAUGCCGCCUCCCCGCGGCAGGAGCCGCAGCCGCAGCCCCGUGCGGCGCAGCCGGAGCCCUGCGUACGAGCGCCGGCGGUCUCCCAGCCCGCCGAGGCGCCGGGACGAGGGCGGCCGCGAGGGCGGCCGCGAGCGCGACCGCAGCCGGAGCCGUGACCGCGAUUAAGACAUCGGGCUCCUGCAGGACGCGACAUGGGGCACAUGGCGUCUAGGGGUUGUUGCUGUUUCGAUGUUGGCAGCGUGCGUAUACAAUGUCUGCAUGUUGGCAGUUUGACUUCGGCGUUCGUAGUAAUGGCUCUGUGGGUCUCCUUUAGGGCGUUUGUGGGACUGAGUUUCGGGUACUCGACGUGUUUUCGGGGUUUCUGGAACCUCGGCGGUGACAUUCACUGAUAACACAGGGGAACGUUUGCACGGGACGUUUGGCCCUUGUCUGCCUUGUUGCAUGAAUGGUUUGGCUCAUGCUAAGGAUAGCAGUUGUCAGGUCGGGGUUGGGAAGAUGACUUCUUAAUGAAGGCGUUUACUUCUUCCCCUGCUUUUACUGAGCAGUGCAUGCACCUGCGGCCCUUCUGUCCACAGGAAUUUCCUGCAUGUCUGCUUCUAAAGGGGUCCACUCCUGUCCUCCUCGUCUGUUACCGUCCCCGCGCCUCUGCCGCGUCUGCUUCGUUGGCUUCUGUGGAUUGCUGUGCCUCACCGCGACUGCUGCACCUGCCCUUCAUUGCGCCUUCUGGGCUUCCGACACGCGUGCAACUCACCCACCUAUCGUCGCCGUUAUGUGUUCUGGCUUCCUGCACCGGGCUUCGCUUCAUGUGAUGGCUAAAGGGCUGAUGUAGUCCGUGGGCAACUGCUUUCCUGCGCCUCGCAGCUCACCCUCUUUGUGGUGGUCACGUCCAGGUAAGGAAAGCUGUUGGGGUGCUUGCUUGUGGCUAGCUUCGUGGUUACGACCUGAUGGCUGUGUGAGGUACAUGGUGUAGCCGAAGAACCCUGGCCUUCUCUUGGGACGUUAUGUGUAUCUGCUCUGCGGCACUGUGGUGGCAGGCAGGUGCUCGUUGGAAAUUGUAAACCUGGUGGAAGGA
Astrephomene gubernaculifera is the source of this 1562-nucleotide messenger RNA. NCBI's taxonomy places the organism in Eukaryota, Viridiplantae, Chlorophyta, Chlorophyceae, Chlamydomonadales, Astrephomenaceae. The record is from the annotation of a GenBank genome assembly.